UACGUGCACACCUAAUACAUCGAACAAUCUCCGUAUAGGGACUACGCAGCGUAGUCUACGCGAUAUACUUAUGCAACAACAACUGUGACAACAACAGCAACAACAAGUACGCAUCAAAUCGUUGCAAAUCUGACGCGAGUGUCCCGCGUCCAACGUCUAGUAUCCCAUCAAUCGAUGCAUUUUAAAACCUGGGAGCCUUCGUUUUUAGGCCGUUUUACAGAAGUACGGUCUGGGAAUUUUUCUGAACAUUAAUCACAAAAGGUCAGUCUGCAAUGCACGCGAUGGCAUGUGAUUUCCGUAACGCUGUCCAUGAUCGUUAAAAGCCUGCUGAUACUGAACCGACACAGGAUGCAGUUACACUGGCGACAAGAUGGCCAGCUGAUGGCGACGACGUCCGAUGCACGCGUGUAUGUACUCGACUGUAUCUUUGGCCUACUUACUCCUCCAUAAUUUAAUCGGUGGAGCCUGGUGUCAGGCAGGAGACAUCUCGUGUUAUUUUUGCGGCACAUCAUCCACAUUGUAUCCGGCGGCCAACAUCACCGCCUGCCGCGGUGAGCAGCGCAACACGCCGGCGUACCGCACGUGGGCGUGUAUGCCGGGGAAUCUGUGCGGCAUCAUCUACUACCUCAAGAACCCGCCCUACUACUACCGCCAGUGCAUCGGGAGUAUGAUAGCCCAGGGCAUUGCCAGCCAGUAUCCCUGGAGCGAUCUGGAGCCGGUGGUGUGCCAGGCGGGGACCGCCGAGUGGCGCAAUGAGGCGACUGGUGCCGCCGGGACGGACAACACCAUGACGUGCAUCUGUCAGGGGAAGCUGUGUAACUGGUAUCCCGAGACCUCCAUCCAGAUCGCCAUGGAUAAUGCCGGCAAACCCAAGCCCCAGCGAGCACAGAUUCCACCAAUUGGCGGCGCCGUUUCCGGCAGUGCGACGAGCGGCGCGGGGAAGCCGGCAGCAGCGGGGUCCGGCGGUAGCGGGUCCCUGAAUUCCGGUGCAGGAACCAGUGGAUCCGGUGGGGCCGUGGGUGGCAGUGGCGGCGGUGAUACAGCGGGUGGUAACGCCGCUGGCUCCGAUGACCCGGGUGCAGUCGGUAACGCGAUGGAUAGCGGGGACCUCAAAGGUGGCGGUACAGGAUCGGCGGGUGGUCGAAGCGGGAAUUCCACCGGGAACGGAACGACCACGGAUCCCGCUGCACAAGGGUCCGGCUCCAACCUGGGACUGAUUGGUGGAGUUGCCGGCGCCGUGCUGCUCCUGAGUGCGGUGGGUGGCGGUGUAUACUGGUGGCGGAAAUCUCGCGCGGCGAAGAAGAAAAAAAAGGAGGGGGAAGACGAGGAAGAGGAUGAAAUGUGAUAGUUUAAGAUACUGUUCGAGCAAUCUUGGCUGGCAGAUGCCCCGCUGUCCAGCAUAGAUUCAACCUUGGUUUUCCAGGGUACUGUCGGUGUAGGCAAAAAUCUUCUUUGAUCUGUAUUCGCACCUUGGUGUGUCUGUGUUCUGGCAAAUUUGUAAACUUUGUAUGCGACUAUGCCGACCACAUGUUUGCAGCAAUUUGAUUUUAUGUGGAAAGCGGGGAGGCGGUGAUCGAGAGCGUAUUCAGGUUUUUUUGUUUAAGUUGUUGGGUGGAUGGUCCGUCCAUAUCGUGGUUAAUUAGAGUACCUAUUACCGUGACUGGAGCGUCAUAAAUUACGAUUGCUACUCUUUUCUGUUGUUUUAUUAUGAAUGCUUGCUGCUGAGAAUUGCACUGUGCCGAGCAGUCAGCGCGUCAUGACAACAGAUAUAAAUGUUCAACAAUUUUCUGCCGCACUGUAAUUUAUUCGACUGUUUACUGUAUUAAAUUU
This is a messenger RNA of Paramacrobiotus metropolitanus, 1830 nucleotides long. Its product is annotated as apomucin-like. Lineage: Eukaryota; Metazoa; Tardigrada; Eutardigrada; Parachela; Macrobiotidae. The coding region runs from base 398 to 1345 and encodes 315 amino acids. The transcript has 7 exons. The record is from RefSeq and is a predicted model, not a curated record.